CUCUCUAGCAGUAGCUCACAAUGGCAGGCACUAAGCUGGUAGCACUUGGGUUCAUUGUCCUCAUUAGCAUUGGACUAGCCAAUGCUGUGAGGGUGGCUAGAUACUCCAGUGCUGAUGGAACGGGCACAGGAGAGGGAGGGGGCGGUGGGUAUGUGAAUGGUGGGGGCUCAGGGUCUGGUACUGGCACCGGAUCCGGUGACAGCAGCGCAAAUGGUGCCCAUGCAACUGCUGGAGGGGGUGGUGGAGGGGGUGGCAGUAGCCAAUACGGCGGGUCCGGAUCAGGUUCAGGAUCCGGAUCAGGUUCAGGUUCUAGUCAAUAUAGUCAAGGACCGUAUUCUGGUUAUGGUGGAUCUUCUAGCGCUGGUGGUACUAGUGGUGGGGGUGGUGGAGGACAAGCUGGAGGUUACUGGGGAUCUAGUGGUCAUGGGGCUGGUAGUGGCACUGGAUCUGGCUCUAGCUCCGCCAAUAACGACUGGGAUGGAAGUUCUGGAAGUGCAAAUGCUAAUGGCAAUGGUGGUGGAAAUGGUGGUGGUGAGAAUGGUGGGACUGGCGGUGGUAAUGGAGGUGGAUCUGGGUAUGGUGAUGCCAAACCCUAGUUUGUCCUUCCUAGACAAUCUAAAGGUGGAGCCCAACUUUUGUUGUUUGAGGUAGUAAGAAUCUGUUUAGUUUCUUUUGUACGGGAUAUUGUGCUUUUG
Phragmites australis (common reed) is the source of this 695-nucleotide messenger RNA. Its product is annotated as putative glycine-rich cell wall structural protein 1. The record is from RefSeq and is a predicted model, not a curated record. The transcript has a single exon. Bases 21 to 596 code for a protein of 191 amino acids. NCBI's taxonomy places the organism in Eukaryota, Viridiplantae, Streptophyta, Magnoliopsida, Poales, Poaceae.